GUGAGGUGACGGUAAAAAUGGAUUUUUCGGUGAGCUACCUCCUGGUGGUGGCUUUCGUCUCUUUGGCUGCGGCGCAAUUCGAUACCCAUCAAUGGGUAGACCGGAGCGGAAUUGUGCACCUAUUCGAGUGGAAAUGGAAUGACAUAGCGGACGAAUGCGAACGGUUCCUCGCUCCGAAGGGAUAUGCCGGCGUCCAGGUUUCGCCACCAACGGAAAAUGUGGUCAUUCCGCCUAGACCUUGGUGGGAACGUUACCAACCAGUGUCAUAUAACCUGAAUACCCGGUCUGGAACUGAGGAGGAGUUCGCCAGUAUGGUUUGGCGGUGUAAUCAAGUUGGAGUGCGAAUUUACGUCGAUCUUAUCAUUAAUCACAUGGCGGCUACCGAUGGUGUUGGCACUGGAGGAUCUCACGUAGACUCGACCGGUUUGGACUUCCCGGCUGUUCCGUAUGUUAGUGCAGACUUCAAUGCACCCUGUGAGAUUACUGACUGGAAUGAUGCCUAUCAGGUUCGCAACUGCUGGCUUGUUGGAUUACCAGAUUUAAAUCUUAGUAUCGCGUCAGUGCGUGAUAGUAUUGUGGGAUUAAUGAACAAGUUAAUCGACUACGGCGUUGCUGGUUUUCGGGUGGAUGCUGCCAAGCAUAUGUGGCCAAACCAUCUGGAAAUCGUCUAUGGCAGUUUGAACAACCUUAAUACUCAGCAUGGUUUUAAGGAUGGCGCCCGAGCUUUCAUUACACAAGAAGUGAUCGAUUUGGGUGGUGGAGCAAUCACCAGAGAAGAAUACACUGGAUUAGGGACGAUUACAGAGUUCCGGUUUUCAGCAGAGAUUGGACGUGUUUUCAGGGGAUACGAUGAGUUACGGUGGCUCUCGAGCUGGGGUGAAGGCUGGGGCUUUCUGCCGUCACAUUUAGCUUUAGUGUUCGUUGAUAACCAUGAUAAUCAACGCGGACAUGGUGCUGGAGGCGAAAACGUACUCACAUAUAAACUACCAAGAAACUACAAAAUGGCUACCGCUUUCACGUUGGCUCAUCCAUAUGGAAUACCGCGAAUGAUGAGUUCUUUUGAUUUUGAGGAAAGUGAUCAAGGGCCUCCUCAGGAUGCUAACGGCAAUCUUAUUUCACCGUCAAUCAAUGAAGAUGGCACCUGCGGCAAUGGAUGGGUCUGCGAGCACCGUUGGCGACAGAUGUACAACAUGGUAGGCUUCCGGAAUGCUGUUUAUGGAACGGCACUGAACGACUGGUGGGAUAACGGAGGUCAACAGAUAGCGUUCUGUCGCGGCGGUAAAGGCUUCGUGGCAUUUAAUAAUGAGGAUUACGAUUUCAACAACCGUCUGCUGACGUGCCUUCCGGCGGGUCAAUACUGUGAUGUGAUUACCGGUAGCAAGAUUGACGGAAGCUGCACCGGUAGCGUGGUCCAAGUGGAAUCGGACGGUUAUGCUAACAUUUACAUUUCCAGUUCGGCUUACGAUGGCGUACUAGCGAUUCAUAUCAACGCGAGGCUCUAGAUUUCAGACUACAGGAUAAUGUUUACCAGUAUUUUUCUGUUUUCACAAUAUAUUAUGUUCAUAGAACAAAUCAAUAUGAAUGACGACUGUAUUUUUUUUUAAGACAAAAAUA
Molecule: messenger RNA, 1614 nt
Organism: Wyeomyia smithii (pitcher-plant mosquito)
Lineage: Eukaryota; Metazoa; Arthropoda; Insecta; Diptera; Culicidae
Product: alpha-amylase 1-like
Exons: 1
Coding region: 18-1502 (494 amino acids)
Biological process (GO): carbohydrate metabolic process
Molecular function (GO): cation binding; alpha-amylase activity
Source: RefSeq, a predicted model, not a curated record